Exophiala xenobiotica is the source of this 1104-nucleotide messenger RNA. RefSeq lists its product as uncharacterized. Bases 81 to 725 code for a protein of 214 amino acids. The record is from RefSeq and is a predicted model, not a curated record. NCBI's taxonomy places the organism in Eukaryota, Fungi, Ascomycota, Eurotiomycetes, Chaetothyriales, Herpotrichiellaceae. Gene Ontology annotation, biological process: ergosterol biosynthetic process. Gene Ontology annotation, cellular component: endoplasmic reticulum. The transcript has 3 exons.
UUCUGAAUCUCCUAUGCAAUAUUCCUGCUUGUUUCUGUAGAACCUAUGGCAGUCGAAGGGAUAAUACAGGUCGAGAAAAAAUGCGCUCAAAGCGCCUGUUGUUCGGCGCGCUGCUCUUGCCAGUCUUUUACUUGCUUGACCAGUACAUCCAUACGCAGUACAUAUUCGGCCCCUUGAGACUGCAGCAGAUUUCACAGAGGGCUAUCGAGAUCCACGGCAAUGACACCCUGCCAUUGCUUCAGCAGAUCACGGCCGAUCUGAAAGCAGAGUACGGUGCCGCAAUCACAGAGUGGUCCAAGGACGACUGGUUCUUCAACAAUGCUGGUGGCGCUAUGGGUUCCAUGGUCAUCCUACACGCUUCGAUCAGCGAGUAUCUCAUCUUCUUCGGCACCGCACUGCAGACCGAAGGCCACUCCGGUGUGCACUUGGCUGACGACUACUUCACUAUUCUGGUUGGCGAGCAGCAUGUCGCUGCCCCGGGAGACUUGAUCCCCACAAUAUACCGGCCGGGCGAUCAAAAUCAUAUGCACCGUGGUGUUAGCACGCAGUACGCCAUGCCGGGUGCGUGUUUCGCGCUAGAGCUCGCGCAAGGCUGGAUUCCUGCUAUGUUGCCUUUUGGCUUUGCGGAUACGUUCAGCAGUACUUUGGACUUUGCGAAUCUGUGGAAGACGAUCAGAUUGACUGCCGUGCAUAUGGGUUAUCAGGCGCUCAGAGGUAAAUUCUAACGUCUGGAGGAAGCUAUUUUAACAGCGAUUGUUUCGAAAAUUGAAUAUGGCAAUUGUGGAACGGAGUUCAAGUCUUGUCAAGGACUGUCAGUUGAGGCGCCACGCAUCCCUUUGGCAGGCUACAAUUGCCUACCUCAAUCUGUCAAUACGAGAGAUUAAAAUUGACAUGUACUAUAGUACCUUAGAUUGUGGCUGUGUAGUGCAGCAUGCGACCUGAGUCACCCAGAGCAUGUCUGCAACAUAGCCGGAACAAAAGUUUGCUCCAGGAUUUAAGCCCACCAAGGCUCAGCAGAUGCCCGUACAGCUAAGUCAGCCUAGCUAAAAACCCUUGGCACCACCCCGGGAAGCCUGGCACUUUGGCUCCCUUGGCUCGAACCUG